GUUCAGAGAAAAUAUCAUUUUUUUUCUCGCGAGGCUUCAAACAGGCUCUCAAAUCAAGAAGUAUUUGAUGGAUGAAAACUUCACUCAAACACACGCAAUUCAACGAAUGAAAAUAGGAAAUCAUUCCUGUAAGGUGAAGAUUUCGCGUUCUUUAAUUGAGUUUCCGUCACUGUAUGAGAACACCAGCUGCUUCGACUAAAAAAAAAGUGAAGGUGUGCUUGUACUUAAAAUCAACAAACCGUGAAAACCCUGAAACAAGAAGGAAUACCCAAUCCUAUUUGUGAAGGAAAAAGCCGGCUUGAGUUACAAACGCGUGUUCGUCUUCUAAAUCGAAUAGUGAAAUGUCAACAAGUGAUAAAGAGACAGCACUGACGCCACUUAAAACUGCUGGUUUCAAACCCAGCGAGAAAGAGCGGGAGCGAUUGCGAACAGUGGCAGCAUUUUUCGUGUUUGGGGCGCUGAUUUACGCAACAUAUUCGUUGGUUAUAGCGGGCGCUCAAGAUAUUCUCGCGGGAACGUUCAUUCAGACUUCCAUGGUUUUAGUCGCGGACAUCGGACCAUAUUUCGUUGUCACAUUAAUUGCGCCAUACUUCAUGCAAAAUAUUCCUUACUUUGUUAGAAUCGCGACGGUAUUCCUGACUGGAAUCGGUGGCUUUCUCAUGCUUGCCUUUGCUAAGCAAGUUCAUUGGAAAUUAAUGGGCGUCGGGAUAGCAUCGUUUGGUUAUGGAGUCGGCGAAGUGACUUUCUUGGCGCUCACGUCUUUUUAUCACGAAGUCACAGUGAGUGCAUAUUCAGCGGGUACAGGAGCGGGAUUCAUAAUCGCACCUUUAUAUUACACAGCCAUGACAACAUGGGCUUGUGUUUCACCAAACGCCACCAUAUUAAUCAUGGCGGCCAUGCUGUUAUUGAUCUUCGUCUGUUACUACGCUAUGGACAAGAAACAUCUUGGGUCUCCCAGUUCCCCCGCGGCUAGCGAAUGCGGAGGAAUAAAGUACACACCAAUAGAGACUAAUGACGCCCAAGCUGAAGAAACGAAGUCCGAAGACAGUGAAAACAACGACUCCCUCUCUUAUCAAGAAAAGUUCAUGAUCAUUUCUCAAAUGCUUCCCAAUUUGAUACCGAUUUUUAUUGCCUGGUUUUCAGAAUACAUGAUCAUCCAAUCCGUGAUUACAACUCUGGCUUUUCCCAACGCUCCAUUCAGACCACGUGACCACUACCAGUAUUACAUUUUCGUAUUCCUGGGGGGUGAGGUUGUGGGACGGUCUUACCUCGUGGUACUCUCUUAUGUCAAAGCAGAAUGGGCCGAAAAAGCUAAAUUCCCGUAUCUAUGGGUCCUUUCGACAAUAGAAGUCAUGCACCUUCUGUUCUUCGUCUUUUCUGCCUGGUAUCGUUUUCUACCGAGUGUUUGGAUCGUACUGGUUUUGUCAUUCACCGGUGGGGUUACCAUCGGAGUUUUCUUCGUGAACGCAUUGGCAUUCUUCAGAGACAGAUUCGAUGAUCGAUAUAAGGAGUUCGCCAUGGGGUACAUCGUGGUGGCCAUGGGAGGGGGCACAUUCACAGCCUCGCUGGUGGGCCUUGUGACUGAGCCCCUGUUAAGAAGGCACUGUAUGGUACUUCUGAAGAACGAUGAUUAUUGUUUUACUCGGUCAAAAGCCAGAGAGCAUAUAAUGUCCCAAUGCCUCGUAAAACCGCCAAAGUAACUCAGGGUGCGUCAUUAAGAUUCUUCUCUCCUUAAAAGGCAUUUCAUUAAUUCUAAAUUCACAACUUAUGACCUUGAGUUUAUGAGUCGACAAAACUUGUUCUAUGGGAUAAUCAUGAUUUAAUUACCGAACCUAAAAUAUUCAAUGAUAAAUAAAUCAAGAAAAUGGGUUGGAACAAGUAAGUACA
Molecule: messenger RNA, 1887 nt
Organism: Pocillopora damicornis (cauliflower coral)
Lineage: Eukaryota; Metazoa; Cnidaria; Anthozoa; Scleractinia; Pocilloporidae
Biological process (GO): regulation of intracellular pH
Cellular component (GO): vacuole; membrane
Source: RefSeq, a predicted model, not a curated record